Molecule: messenger RNA, 523 nt
Organism: Trematomus bernacchii (emerald rockcod)
Lineage: Eukaryota; Metazoa; Chordata; Actinopteri; Perciformes; Nototheniidae
Product: cytochrome c oxidase subunit 8A, mitochondrial-like
Exons: 2
Coding region: 92-307 (71 amino acids)
Biological process (GO): mitochondrial electron transport, cytochrome c to oxygen
Cellular component (GO): mitochondrion
Source: RefSeq, a predicted model, not a curated record
GAAACGACCUCUCUGCAUUGAUCCACUUCCUCUUCACUUCAUCUGCCUCUUCAGCCGAGAACACAGCAACACUUUACCGCAGCAAACAAACAUGUCAGGGCUCCUGAGGACCAUCGCCAGGCGCGCAGCUCCCGUCCUGCGGGGACACACCGUCACCCAGAAGGCUAAUGUCUACAGCGCCCCGGCCAAGGAGAAGAUCGGCCCUCUAGAAACUGUUGUUGCACUCACCAUGUUCUCCCUGGCCAUCCUGGGACCAUCUGGCUGGAUCCUGUGCCACCUGGAGGACUACAAGAAGAAAGCAGCGUAGAAUGGACAUUUUAACAGUAUCAUACCUCGUGUCAACCUGGGACCAUCACCAGAACAUGGAACACGUUUUACAUUCAGCCUCUACCUCUCACAAUUCCACUCCACAUCCCAUACAGAAAGCAACUGUUUUACAAAAUUGACUGAUACAUGAAAACAUGUAUUGUGGUUCUUUCCUCUUAAACAGUAAUGUUACAACAAUAAAUGUUUUACAAAACUA